Aspergillus mulundensis is the source of this 858-nucleotide messenger RNA. RefSeq lists its product as uncharacterized. Gene Ontology annotation, molecular function: oxidoreductase activity, acting on NAD(P)H, oxygen as acceptor. The transcript is spliced from 2 exons. Gene Ontology annotation, cellular component: intracellular anatomical structure. Bases 1 to 858 code for a protein of 285 amino acids. The record is from RefSeq and is a predicted model, not a curated record. NCBI's taxonomy places the organism in Eukaryota, Fungi, Ascomycota, Eurotiomycetes, Eurotiales, Aspergillaceae.
AUGGCUGGUCAUGCAAGCAUGAAGGAGAAACUGCCCGAUCACAACGGUACUGAGCGAUUCCGCGAGUUCAAUUUGGCCGGGAAGGUUUUCGCAGUGACCGGCGGCGCUCGAGGACUGGGCUUAACGAUGGCGGAAGCAUUGGUUGAGGCCGGAGGGGAAGUGUAUUGUCUUGACCGGCUCCCCGAACCAGAUGCCGAGUUCCACGCUGCGCAGAAGCGAGCGAACCCUGACUUUGGAGGUGCCCUGCAUUACCUUCGUAUGGACGUCACGGAUGAUGCCAAUACCGAAGCCGUCAUGGAAGAGAUCGCAAGCAAGAGGAACCGCCUUGACGGACUGAUCGCAGCCGCAGGCAUCAACCACGUUGAGUGCGCAUUCGACCACAGUCCAAAGACCGUCGACAACCUCAUCCACGUAAACUACACCGGUGUAUUCCGAAGCUCUGUCGCCGCAGCACGUGCGAUGAUGGCACGGAAAUGCCACGGCUCGAUCCUUCUCGUGGCGAGUAUGAGCGGUCUGAUUGCAAACAAGGGAAUGGCGUCGGCGAUCUAUAACUCGUCGAAGGCAGCAGUCGUCCAGCUGAGUCGCAGCCUUGCGAUGGAGUGGUCGGAAGUCCGAGAGGAUGGGCGUGGCGGUAUCCGUGUGAACAGUCUGUGCCCAGGGCAUAUCGAAACGGCGAUGGCACAGAUGGUGAUGGAGAAGGAUCCGGAAACAAGGGUAACUUGGGAAAGCGAGAAUAUGAUGAAGAGGUUGGCGAGGCCGGAGGAGUUUCGAGGUGUUACGUUGCUGCUGAUGAGUGAUGCGAGCAGUUUCAUGACUGGGAGCACCAUUGUUGUGGACGGAGGCCAUACAGCUUGGUAG